This is a messenger RNA of Carassius auratus (goldfish), 1856 nucleotides long. RefSeq lists its product as uncharacterized. Bases 336 to 1466 code for a protein of 376 amino acids. The record is from RefSeq and is a predicted model, not a curated record. NCBI's taxonomy places the organism in Eukaryota, Metazoa, Chordata, Actinopteri, Cypriniformes, Cyprinidae. The transcript has 10 exons. Gene Ontology annotation, biological process: positive regulation of canonical NF-kappaB signal transduction; humoral immune response.
GAACGUAUAGUGAGAACAGCCCUGCUGACACCUAACCAACACAAUCCGCAUCACCUGAACUUUAGGUUUAGGCUAUGGUGCAAUUUUUGGAACCUGCAACUUUGUUACUGAAAGAUAAAUAGAAUUUCAAAAGGUUCCUCCUGCGACACACGAACCGAGACGCACUGGACAACAUGACGCUGGACACCGAACGGACACGCAUUAAACUAUUACUGAAGUACGCCUUAUAGCAGUCUAAACUAUAGAAAUCGCUGUGAGAAAGUGAGAAAAGAAGAAUCGAGAUGUCCUUUUGACUUCCUGAAGUGACUGACUCAGAGAUCAGAUAUCCAACCCACAUGGCCCACGGCAGCGAUCAGUACACGUCUCUAAACUGUCCCGAGGAGAAUGACGAAACCAGGAGUGAAGAGUUUGAGUCAGACCUUCACAACUGUUCCACAACCAUCCAACAUCUUCCACGGAUGGAGCAGCAUCACACCGUGAGCUACACUCAGCCCUCUCUGUCUGCGUUCUACACCCAUCAGACACCCUUCCCCAGCUGGGACGGUCCCGUCAGGGCGGGUUCACCCCACAGCCUGCCCUCCUUCCUCCCGUCUGCCAUGUACCACGUGCUUUCAGAGGACGGCUCGUUUUUGUCCAGCAGGCCGCACUCUCUUCCAGGCAGCUGUAGUCCGAGUCUGGAGAGUCUGGAGUAUCCUAGAUCCCUGCGCUCGUUUUCUCCAUCAGCGAGCAUGUACCACCACCCCUCGUACCCUGAGACUUACCUGCGGCCGCCGUGCCCCCCGCCGCCUCACAUGAUUCCCCUCCAUCACUGCAGCUCCAGAGCCGGACAUCAGCCGCCCUACAGACCCUCAGGCCUGACGCAGUACAGACACAUGGACACACGCUUCUCUGAAAAUGGAAAUGCAUCUGUGAACUCCAGACAGGCCAGUCAGUGUGUCACACACCUGCCACAGGAACAGAGGAAAGUUUUUGUCACGUAUGAAGCCGACAGUGAAGAGCACUUGAAGGAGAUCAUUAAGUUCGUGUCUUUGCUGAGGAACAACGGCUUUGACACGCAUAUUGAUGUUUUCGAGCAGCAGCUGAACAGCAUCAGUAAGAUUGACUGCAUGGAGCGAUAUCUCAAUGAGAAAGAUUACCUGAUCAUCAUCAUCAUCAGCCUGAGGUAUUACGAGACCAUAUCAGGCAUGAAUAUCAGCGUGGAGGGCGACGAGAGGACCUCAAACACCGUGUACAUCCACAAACAGCUGCAGAGUGAAUUCAUUCAGAACGGUUGCAGGAACUACAGGUUCAUUCCUAUUCUGUUCCCGGGGGCUAAAAAGUGUUACGUUCCCACCUGGCUGCAAAACACGCACGUCUACAGCUGGCCGAAAGAUCGGGACGAUAUUCUGCGCAGGUUAAUGCGUGUGGAGAAAUACAACCCUCCUCCCAUCGGCCCUCUGCCGACCAUCGUCUCCAUUCCUCUUUAGAGAUCACCUACUACUUGACUAAUGACCGAGAACCAACACCAGCCACCAUUAACAUCUGCGUUUCCACUUAUUUGAUCAACUACUGAAAGUUAAAGGAAUUGGUUCAGCCAAAAAUGCUGGAAAUGUGCUCAUUCUCAAGCCAAAACUUGCUAAAAUACAAGUCCAUAAUCCAUAAUAACACUUCCUCCAGUGAAAAAGUGCAUCUUUUGAUGUUAAAAUCCAGCCACAUGUUUGUUUUGAGCUGUUUUGGACUGCGCAGAUUUCUCUCCUGAUUCAGACCAGAUCACUUUUUCACUGUAGGAAGUGUUAUUAUAGAUUAUAGACUCUUAAUUAGCGUCUGAAUGCUGGAUUUGUUUCAGCUUCUGUCUUUUCCAGAUGUUAACUGAUGGA